AUGGAUGCAGUCGCGACGCCGACUGCAAUAGUGCGCGAGGGGCCGCGACUGAAAGAACAAUCAGUCAAAGUUUUGGACGAAGCCACGCGAAAUCGUCGCAAACGAAGAGCGCUCGAAGCACUCGAGCAGGAUAACUUCCAGGAUGAUCCCCACGGAAAUCUCGUGAUGCACAAGAAAGCGCCGAAAUUCGAAGAAGCUCUGCAAGAUACUUCGAGCUCGUCGGUGAAGAGGCGGUCGACUGCGGGCCGCGGCGCUAAAUCUGCCGAUUAUUGGAAACAGAAAUCACGGAAAAACGUUGCUAUGCUUUUGGAAGAAGAACUGCAGGCGGUUGGAUUGAAACCACCGAAUUACGCUUCUGCCCGAGCGGGGCCUUCCCGCAUUCCAUCUCCGAAAUUAUGCGCCGUGGAUGAGGACUAUAUCCAGGACAAGUUCAACUUGACGGGUUUGAAUGAGCAAGUUCCGCACUACCGGCAAGCGUUGGAUAUGAUUUUAGAUCUCGAACCAGGUGCGGGUGGCAGCUCGUAUCCAGUAGUUUUGACGACAGUGUCCUCUCAAUCACACAUGGCCAGUGCUGGUGCCAUGAACAUGCCUUUUAACGCGCGACUUGAUCGAUCAAGGUCAAAUCCGCCCCGAAACCGUGCAUCGCAAUGGCCGCGUGGUCACGAGGCAGAACGUAAUGAGCGUUUGCGAGACGAAGAGCUGGAAGACAACCCGAAUCAAAGUGAUUUAGUGGAACAGGCUGCGGAAAUGCUGUACGGCCUGAUCCACGCAAGGUACAUACUGACGAACCGCGGAAUAGCCCAGAUGAUCGAGAAGUACCAGGCUGGGGACUUCGGCCACUGCCCGCGGGUCUACUGUGAAAACCAGCCUAUGCUGCCGAUUGGGCUGUCCGACGUGCCCGGAGAGGCCAUGGUGAAGCUCUACUGUCCCAAGUGCAUGGACGUCUAUAACCCGAAGAGCUCGAGGCAUCAUCACACUGAUGGGGCUUACUUCGGAACUGGAUUUCCGCAUAUGCUGUUCAUGGUGCAUCCUGAAUACCGUCCGAAGCGCCCUGCGAAUCAGUUUAUAGCAAGGUUGUAUGGAUUCAAGAUUCACCCAGUUGCGUACCAGAUCCAACAGCAAGCUGCGGCGAAUUUCAAAACUCCGAUGCGCAGCAUCUCAUACAAUGAGGAAGAGAUCUUGGACUUGGCUCCGAGUCAACAAGAUCAGGUCCACCAGGCGUCGAUUUUGCUCUACGGACUGAUUCACGCACGGUUCAUUCUUACGGGACACGGACUUGGUCAAAUGAUUGAGAAGUACCAAAACGGAGAUUUCGGACAUUGUCCUCGGGUUUACUGUGAAAACCAGCCCAUGUUGCCGAUAGGAUUAUCUGACGUGCCCGGCGAUGCUAUGGUGAAACUAUAUUGUCCUAAAUGCAUGGAUGUGUACAACCCGAAAAGUUCUAGACAUCAUCAUACUGACGGUUCGUUCUUCGGCACCGGAUUUCCACAUGUACUUUUUAUGGUUCAUCCGGAAUAUCGUCCGAAGCGUCCUACCAACCAGUACAUUGCGAGGCGAGUAUCCAUGGAAUAUAGUUGA
Messenger RNA from Notodromas monacha, 1578 nucleotides. The record is from the annotation of a GenBank genome assembly. Lineage: Eukaryota; Metazoa; Arthropoda; Ostracoda; Podocopida; Cyprididae.